AUGUACAAGAUCGGAAAUAUCUAUUUUAUCGCGGCCAUCGCCGUCAUUGGCGGUGGCCUUUUUGGCUUCGAUAUCAGCAGCAUGUCGGCAGUGAUUUCGACGCAGCCAUACCUGUGCCAGUUCAACCAACAGGGCUUCAACGAAAAGGGCCAAUGCAUGGGACCUACGGACGAUGUCCAGGGUGGAAUUACGGCUGCCAUGCCCGGGGGCUCGUGGCUCGGAGCCUUGAUCUCAGGCAUUGUCUCUGAUACUUUCGGGCGCAAAAAAUCAAUCCAGAUGGGCUCUUUGGUCUGGAUUAUCGGCUCCAUCAUCGUUUGCGCGUCGGUCAAUAUCCCCAUGCUAGUUGUAGGUCGGAUCAUCAACGGGUUCUCGGUCGGAAUAUGCUCUGCCCAAGUUCCCGUCUACAUCUCCGAGCUUGCUCCCCCUUCCAAGCGUGGCCGCCUCGUUGGGUUUCAGCAAUGGGCAAUCACUUGGGGCAUCCUGAUCAUGUUCUUCAUCUGCUACGGCAGCUCCUUCCUCGACGGAAACGCAACAUUCAGGUUGCCAUGGGGUCUUCAAGCAGUUCCAGCCGCGUUGCUUUUGCUGGGCCUCUGCUUUCUGCCCGAGUCACCACGGUGGCUUGCGAAGAAUGACCGCUGGGAGGAGGCGAAUGAAGUGUUGACUCUUGUUCACGGCCAAGGGGACCCUAACUCUCCUUGGGUGCAUCGAGAGAUUGACGAGAUCCGCGAGGUGGUGGAAUUCGAGCGCGCCAAUGCCGAUGUCAGCUAUUUCGAGCUGUUCACGCCCAAAAUGGUCAAUCGGACCUCUAUCGGCGUCUUUACGCAGAUCUGGUCGCAAUUGACUGGCAUGAAUGUCAUGAUGUACUAUAUCACCUACGUCUUCACCAUGGCAGGGCUAGCUGAAGGAAGUGGCAAUGCAGUCCUGCUCCCGAGCGGCAUCCAAUUCGUUAUCAACGUCAUUAUGACGGUGCCAGCCCUUCUCUGGAUGGAUCGUUGGGGGCGCCGCCCAACUCUUCUCGUCGGCGCAUUCUUCAUGUGCCUUUGGCUGUGCGUCAAUGCUAGUCUAUUUGCUACCUACUCGCGACCUGCGCGACACGGCGAGUUUACUUCGACGGCCGAGUCCAUGUCAAUUACUGGAGCACCUGCCAAAGCGAUUAUCGCAUCAACAUAUCUCUUUGUUGCCUCGUUCGCACCCACCUGGGGCCCCGUGUCGUGGACCUACCCUCCUGAGCUUUACCCGUUACGCCUCCGUGGCAAGGCCGUGGCCCUUUGCACCUCUGCGAACUGGGCAUUCAACUUUGCGCUCGCUUACUUUGUCCCUCCCGCAUUCGCGACCAUUACGUGGCGGACCUACGUCUUGUUCGCCACCUUCUGCGCUGCCAUGUUCCUUCAUGUCUUUUUCAUGUUCCCUGAGACCGCCAACAAGCCCCUCGAAGAGGUGGAGGAGAUUUUCGAUGACUCGAAGCCUGGAUCCGUCAAGUACAUUGGCACCCCUGCCUGGAAAACGAGGAACACACGUAAUCUGGUUCUCAGGCAAGAGCGGAACGAAAUACCGAUGUCCGAGGAGAAGGUUGGCUACCAAGAGCACAAAGAGACAGUCAACCCCUAA
Lasiosphaeria miniovina is the source of this 1608-nucleotide messenger RNA. RefSeq names its product general substrate transporter. The record is from RefSeq and is a predicted model, not a curated record. Bases 1 to 1608 code for a protein of 535 amino acids. NCBI's taxonomy places the organism in Eukaryota, Fungi, Ascomycota, Sordariomycetes, Sordariales, Lasiosphaeriaceae. Gene Ontology annotation, molecular function: carbohydrate:proton symporter activity. Gene Ontology annotation, biological process: transmembrane transport; carbohydrate transport. The transcript is spliced from 6 exons. Gene Ontology annotation, cellular component: membrane.